CCUUCCACGGACCCACCCCAGGAGCGUGACAGCAGGCGAUGACCAUCAUGAGACCAGGACCAGGAGAUGCCCCUCGGCUGGACCUGGGCAAGAAGGUCAGCACGCCACAGGACGUGAUGAUAGAGGAGCUGUCACUGCGGACAAACCGGGGCUCCCAGCUCUUCCAGCAGAGGCAGAGGCGGAUGCAGCGCUUCAUCUUUGAGUAUCCCAGCAGCCACAGGAAGCUCUUGGGGAUGGGGGCAGGUGAAUCACACGGUGUGGAGAAAGGCUACCUAGAGGGAACGGCAAACGAGUGGACGGCACAUGACAACGCUGAGGGCCAACAGAGCUACCGCUCCGAGCUCCACGUGGCGGCAUCAGUGCAGGGGGGCCCUCCCAAAGUGCCCAAGAAGACAGAGAAAGUCUUGCAGAUGAGCAAAGCCCUCAACCCAGAUGCUCUGGCCCCAGGCUACUCUGGCCCCCUCAGAGAAGUCCCCCCCGAGAAGUUUAACGUCACUGCCAUCCCCAAGGGCUACCGUUCCCCGUGGCAGGAGUUCCUCAGCGAGAAGGACUACGCUGCGGACAGAGAGAACCAGCUGCCCAUGAAACACGCUCACGGGGACUUCAGAAGCUUCAAUAGGACUCCCAUCCCGUUUGGCAGAGCACAAGUCAGCGACACGUUCUCUAUGCCUGCAAUGGAGCUAGAUAACCUGAGCGCUCUGGAGCUGAUUUCCCACAGACCCAACUUCAACAGAGCACCACAAGGUUGGGUACGGAUUCUACCAGAGAGCGACGACCUGUAAUACAUGCCCUUCCUCAUUGCUGCAGACGCUUUUCUUGCUAGACUCUAACAUACGCCGCGCAGUGGGGCAGAAAGGAGUAAAUAUUCUUGCCUAUGCACUUUGUGAAAGCUAAGCUAGCGGUCUCAGGUUGUCAUCCUUUUCCAUGGGAUUUGAACAAGGUCAAGUUCGGGACCAUCUUGAAUGCCUCUCUUACCAACCACUGUCACAAGGGCAUUUAGCACUAACCUACCCAGCCAAGUUCUCAUCUCUAAUGCAGGAUCCCUGUAAGCUCCGGUAACCAUCACCGUACAAAACAUCCUGUACUGCCUGUCCUCUCCCCUACGUCGUGGAAAAUGGCAGAACCACCAGCUGUAACAUCCAGUUGUCUCGCCGCUUCUUCACUGACACACAACACCAGCUUCAACAGGUGGUGCCUCUGCAGAGAAAUUCCAGCUUAAGGACAACUCUGCAUCUGUUAUUCUGGUGAGAGGAGGCAAUAAUUGAAGAACAUUCACAAAACAAGUUACUAGCAGCACUGGUGUGUAAAAAGCUGUUACCUUGCACUUGAUUGAAAACGAAAUGCUGAACUGGGCAUUUGCCUGUUUACCAACAUACGUACAGCACAACCUGGGUAUAUGGGACGGGAACAACAUCGUGAGUUGGAAACUUGUGACACAAGCUUUCUCCACAAGCUGCUGGCUAGCACUUUACAGUUGUCAUUCUCCCUUUCCUGUCUGCAUGCCUUGCUUGAAUGUCUAAGCUCUUGGUUAAGUUAUGCCAGAUUUGCUUUACACAGUGGGUCAAUAAGGAUCAGGCCCUGUCUGGAGCAGAUCCACAGCACAACCACACCAGUCUCGGGAGUCUGCAAGAUAUUGCAGGUGUCAGGAUAUACCAGUAACUUAAACAUCAGUGGGAAGGAAGAACAGCCCAGCCACGUCUCUACAGCAAGCACAGGCUUCUCCAUGAAUGCGAAAGUCAGCAGGGAGGCUUUGACUGCACAAACGUUUUCACCAGUGACAUACAAGGGGAUGUCCAACCACAGCAUAGUAGGACAGUUGCCAGAAACGUCUGGAAAACCCUACUUACAGCUAACAGAAAGCUCCAAGUUAAUACGCGGUAUCUACAUUUGUUCAACUCCUUUUAAUGUUACCUUUACUUAAUUUUGCAAAACCAGGGGCACAUUUACUUUAAUCAAGAUAAAAAUAUUGUUGUUUUCUACCACUAUGGAUAAACUAGACAAGUAAGUUUUGUAUGCUAGCUGGUAAAAAUGCAGUUAACAGCAGCCUUAAUUGUAAAAUAUAUUUCUAGUACAGUGAAGACAGAUGUGCAGAGGAAACGUCACACAGGAAUUCUGCUCUAACAUCAUUCAGAAGAAAGUUUUCAUUCCUCUGUUCUUCCGCCAGAAACACAACAG
This is a messenger RNA of Struthio camelus australis, 2175 nucleotides long. It is a transcript of the gene MYOZ3, whose product is annotated as myozenin 3. Gene Ontology annotation, cellular component: Z disc; actin cytoskeleton. The record is from RefSeq and is a predicted model, not a curated record. Lineage: Eukaryota; Metazoa; Chordata; Aves; Struthioniformes; Struthionidae. Gene Ontology annotation, molecular function: FATZ binding; telethonin binding; actin binding.